UCGAACACUUUUUUCCGUUCUGUCGAAUAGGUAAAUAAACAUCGAAGAUUUGUGCAUAGAUUCAAUAAAUUGAAGAAAUGUUAAAAGUUUCGCCGAGAAGCUCAGUCUAUAAAGUAUUUCAAACCACUUCAAUCAGAUAUGCGCAUAGAACUCACUACGCAGUGUUAAAACUGCAGCCCGAUUGUAGUUCCCGCGAUGUACGAGCUGCGUUUAUUCAACUUUCUAAGGAGCUUCACCCAGAUGCAAACGUUGGCAGCAGUAGAAAGUACGAUAAUAAAUCAUUUGUUGAGCUGCUGGAAGCUUAUAAAAUCCUGAGCAAACCCGAUUCUAGAGCUGCCUACGAUUACGAACUUUCAUUGGGCCGUGAUUUCAAAACGAACGAUCAUCCAAUUUUUCAUAGGCCUUGGGCUUCGGAGAAUAAGCAUUAUUCCAACGAAGAACAACCUUACUAUGGUAUAAAAGGAGUAAAAAAAGUUAGCAACUGGACGAUCGUGGUGUGUUGUGCAAUAUUCAUGCUGUUUGGAAUUGUUUUGCAGACUGUAGCAAUAAGUAAAUCUUUCACUUUUAAACGGAAUCAACUUGACGAAUUCUCAAGACAGAAUGCUAUUCAGCACGCAGAAGCACGGGAAGAAGCUGAAAAAUAUGGAAACAAAGCACAAAUUGAGCGUAUGAAGGCGAAAUUGAACAAGGAAGUUGUGUAGCAUUGUUGUUGUUUUAUUUUGUUGAUAUUUUUGUAAAUCAAUAGAAAAAUUGUAAAUAAGAGAAGUGUAAAAAGUCUUAAAGAAACGCUAAUCUACUAUUGUCACUUCAUCACUACUAAAAUACGCCUUUGAGAUAUAGGCGUGUUCGAGAGAAUGAUUCAGAAGAAAGCAUAUUUGGCCCCAUAUUUGGAAAGAAUCGAUGGGUGAGCCGGUAUAACGCGGAGCUAUACAUAUGGUACGACAAUCUUAAUGUCGCACAUGAAACAUGGCGAUCGAAUAAUGUACAUCAAAAUCAAGGAUAUUUGCAAGCCCAACUCGCUGGUUCGCCGUCGUUCGAAAAAAUAUCACCGACAUUUCCUAAAAUUAUUAUUAUGUAUUGAUAUUUAUUACUACUUAACUGUUAAUUUAGAUUCAUUUUACCUGUUUGGUGAAGGAAUUUUCAAUGACAUGCCAAGAAGGGUCGAAGGUUGAAGCACUUGAUAAGUACCCAAUUGACAAAAUGUAUGCAACCGGGUCUAUUAUUGUUUAAUAGCCCCGAAAUUGUUCUCGCGACGGUUAUUUGCCAGUGGGGUAAGUACUUGUUCAAAUCGAUCAAAGGUGAUCACUAUUAACAAAACAUGCAUAUCGUAAUCCAUUAUUAGAUCUGAUAGAAAUAUCAUAAUUGUUUCAAAAAUCGUAUGUAAACUAUAUGCGGCCGCUUUCCAUACAUUGUCCUUUCCUUUUUCCCUGUCAUUCUAAAACUAAUUACAUGUGAAAAGCAUGCUUGUUUAGAGCAUUCGUCGAUCCAACUAGAGUCAAGCAUGGUCAAGUUUAUGUUUUAUGCAGGUUUAGUAAAACGAACAAGAGAUUUGUUAUAUUUCGACACAUUAGACAGAUUGGAGUCCCACGGCUCCUGGAAAGCAAACAUCCCUGUAAAGCUACUAGGGGCUGAAAGUGAGGAAACGGGGGCCGGGAUACUGUGAUAAACAAAUAAACUCGUGGCCUUGUCCCGACUGAGUAGAAAAAAUACGUUAUUUGCAUGAAUAGAAAGCCCUAAUUGACAUUGUCCACUAACUCCAUAAACU
Messenger RNA from Anopheles darlingi, 1765 nucleotides. RefSeq names its product dnaJ-like protein 60. The transcript is spliced from 5 exons. The record is from RefSeq and is a predicted model, not a curated record. The coding region runs from base 78 to 701 and encodes 207 amino acids. Lineage: Eukaryota; Metazoa; Arthropoda; Insecta; Diptera; Culicidae.